CUUAACCAGAGGUCUCGCCCUGUCAUAUUAGUCUCUAAUAUAAACGGGAGACUAGUCGACGAAUUCAGGAAUAGCUGCGCAUCAGCAGAUUCAAAAUGGUGAAACUACUUAUCGUACUCUGUGCUUUGGUCGCGAUAUCAAGUGGCAAACCAUUUGCAGGACGUAAUUACAAAUACAAUGAAAUAAAGGCACUUGAUAUGUUAAUUGAAAGGAUGCAAGGGCGCAACGGACUUCCGCUGCCAUCUGGUUCACCACCACCACCACGCCAUCCAAAACCAUCUGGUUCACCUCCGCCACCACCAUCUGGUUCACCUCCGCCACCACCACCCCCUGGUGGUAAGGACGAUGUCUUGUUGAAAGAGCUUGCGGCCGAUUUACUCGAAGAGAUGAAACGAAUGGGACCGCCACCACCAUCUGGUUCACCUCCGCCACCACCACACCACCCAAAUCCAUCAGGUUCACCACCACCACCACAGCGUAGAAACCCACCUCCGCCACCACCAUCUGGUUCACCUCCGCCACCACCACACCACCCAAAACCAUCAGGUUCACCACCACCACCACAGCGUAGAAACCCACAUCCGCCACCACCAUCUGGUUCACCUCCGCCACCACCACCACCUGGUGGUAAGGACGAUAUCUUGUUGAAAGAACUUGCGGCCGAUUUACUCGAAGAGAUGAAACGCAUGGGACCGCUUCCAAAUCCUCCAAAACCGUCUGGUCCACCUCCACCACUCCCAUCUGGUUCACCUCCACCGCGCCCAUCUGGUUCACCUCCACCACUCCCAUCUGGUUCAUCUCCACCGCGCCCAUCUGGUUCACCUCCACCACUCCCUUCUGGUUCACCUCCACCGCGCCCAUCUGGUUCUCCUUCACCCCCUCCACUGAGGAAAAGCAAUGCAUUGUUGCGUGAGCUAGAAGAGCUGUUUGAACUAGAACAGAACCAUGAUUAAUUUGGAUAAACUGAACUUGUUAUAUGAUCCAUGAAACCCAGGCCGGACUGUACUCAUCUCUAGAUACACCUUUAUAAUUUGUUUGUAAUUUAUACUUAUUUCACUGGUUUUAUAUAUAUAUAUAU
Messenger RNA from Saccoglossus kowalevskii, 1078 nucleotides. RefSeq lists its product as uncharacterized. NCBI's taxonomy places the organism in Eukaryota, Metazoa, Hemichordata, Enteropneusta, Harrimaniidae. The record is from RefSeq and is a predicted model, not a curated record.